GCAGAGCAUCAAACUCCGACAGCAGAACAGCAGGAGGAUGCAAGAACCCGAGUCCGUCAUGAGGCCCACUCGGAGGUCAGCGCCCCCAAAGAGAAAGCGGCGCCAGCGCACGGUGUACAGCAAAGAGCAGUUGGAGGAGCUCAAAGAAGCCUUCCUGAAGAACGAGUACCCGAGUUACCAGGACCGCCUGCGCCUGGCAGCCAGGCUCCACCUGGACGAGCACAGAGUGCAGGUGUGGUUCAAGAACCGCCGGGCCCAGCGCUCCCGUCUGGAGCGACGACAGACCCAGGGAGGAUACCAGCGGGCCGGCCAUGAGCCCACGGACCCCGGAGCCCCCCGGACUCCCGCCCCCGCCCCGGAAUCUGCUGCCGCAGCUGCGAGCCCCAGUUUCCCAGACAGCCCGGGAUUCUACAGCCGCCCUCCUCCCCCCAGCCCCGCGGGGGUGCUCCCAGCGCCGGAGCCUGGCAUCUCCAGCCACCACCCGGUCACGUGGGUCCCGGCACAGGGCGUCCACGUGUAUGGCCCGGCUGCUCCAACGCCGGCCCCGGCUCCGGCCCCGGGCUGGCCUCAGGACCCCGACGCCCCGAACUACUGCCCAGAUCCUCUUCCGGUUCUGCUUCCCGACUGUGUCCAGGAGCUCUUUUCCGAACCCUCCUCUCCCUUGAAUUCUGUGUCCCCUGUGGACGAGGAUGAUUUAGGCUCCCAGCGGUUCACGAAUUUAUAGGGUCGUGGUCAUCUGUCCCCGCAAAGUCCUGCAGACCCCGAGGGGCCAGAGAGGACCAGGGCGCUGUGAGCCUGCACGUGGCGCCCCCGCGUCCGGGAAGGUGUGAUGGCUUGGUCUUCACAGCUCCUUACUGUGUGCACCUCCCCUGAUCCAGCCUGGGAGGGGGCAUUUCUGUGUCACUGUGAGGCCACCGCGGGUCGCGAAACCUGAAGAUCCCUGCCCGGUUGUUUGGGGCGCACGUGGGAACUGCAGACAGUGGAAUCGCUACUGGCAGUUCCUGUGUGUUCCGGCUUCGUGGAUGCUGCAGGAGAACUUUCUGUGCAAGGGAAACCAACAUCAUUCGCCCAGCCCCCCGAAUGUUGAGGAUUUGAGACAUUUUCAUGUUUGCUGAUAUGCCCUCUUGCUGCUUCUUUGUAGUUUUAAUACUGAUACCUCCAAUGAUGCAGAAGUUAAGUAAGCUCUUCUCAGGUGUUAAUUGGACAUUAGGACUACUUGUAAAUUGUGCUCCCUGCCCCCUCCAUUUUUCUCAAUUUGUUUGAAUUUAUAUGUCUAUCUCUUUUGGUGGUUAAAGUGUUGCAAACAUUUUUCCCAUGUGUAUUUUCUAUAAGUAGAAUUUUCUUGAUUUUAAUGUUGUGUAUUUCAGUGCCUCUUGUUCUCUUUUGUGAUGAAUUCGUGUUUUUCUUUCAUUUACAUCAGUGGCACACCCCGAUGAUACGCUGAAAAAAAAUAGAAUAAAAAUUUUUAAAUAAA
Messenger RNA from Bubalus bubalis (water buffalo), 1474 nucleotides. RefSeq names its product retina and anterior neural fold homeobox protein 2-like. Gene Ontology annotation, molecular function: RNA polymerase II cis-regulatory region sequence-specific DNA binding; DNA-binding transcription factor activity, RNA polymerase II-specific. NCBI's taxonomy places the organism in Eukaryota, Metazoa, Chordata, Mammalia, Artiodactyla, Bovidae. The transcript has 3 exons. Bases 38 to 724 code for a protein of 228 amino acids. The record is from RefSeq and is a predicted model, not a curated record. Gene Ontology annotation, biological process: regulation of transcription by RNA polymerase II. Gene Ontology annotation, cellular component: nucleus.